CCGCCGAACCUGGCGAUGACUUUUUCCCUUGGCCAGCCGGCUCCUGGUGACCCUUCAGAGUUCGUUGGCAUAGCUUGGUCAGAGGGGGAAGAGUCGAAGCCCCUGCUGCCCCCUGCCUCCACGCCCCCUAACAAGUCAUUAAAUGGCACAGAGCCGAGUUGGAGCAGCCCACCGUCAGCCCGGACGGACGAGCAGGCCCUGCUCUCCUCCAUCCUUGCCAAAACCGCCAUCAACAUCAUUGAUGUUUCAGCUGCUGAUCAACAGCAGAUGGAGCAGCACGAGUACAUGGACCGAGCCAGGCAAUACAGCACCCGGCUGGCCAUGCUGAGCAAUGGCCUGAUGCACUGGAAGAAGCUCCCGCCGCUCCCCUCGCUGACCCACCAGCCGCACCAAGUCCUCGCCAGCGACCCCGUGCCCUUCGCCGACUUGCAGCAGGUCUCCCGGAUAGCUGCGUACGCCUACAGUGCCCUCUCCCAGAUCCGAGUGGAUGCGAAAGAAGAACUGGUUGUACAGUUUGGGAUCCCCUGAUGCCAGUCUCCGCUCACCAGUUUUUUGUUCGGUUUUUUUUUGUUAUUGUUGUUUCUUUUUGGGUUCUUCCCUUCACUUUUAUUUCUUUCCUCUCCACAAAACGGCUUAAUCACUGCAGCGGAACUUGUGCAGACCAGAGUCACCGAAGAUCCUCCUCCUUGCCACAAAGACAGUAACUUGCGGGUGGCUGGCUGCCGCUUGAGGCCGCUCCUGCCGAGGCAUUCUCUGUUUUGCUCUCUGUUCUGUGGGGGGCGGGUGUGCCUGUGCGCCACCUCGCGCAACCCCAGGGCCGGAGGGGUGGGCGCUGGGGCACGGAUGGCGCUGUCUUCGCUCGGCUCCAGAGGAGGGCGGCCUUUGCAUCGGGGCUGAUCAUGGUGGGAGGGGAAGCCGGUGUGCCACAUGGUGGGAAGAAGAGGGUGCAGCUGUAGCAGCAGCUCCGAAAUCCUCACUCUCUUGCCUGGUGAGAGAGGGGUGGCCGGGAGACAGCUGGCCAUGGGGGGCGAACGGGACUGCCUGUCACUUCCCACUCUGUUGACCUGAACUGUUCUCCUCUGCUGCCCCCCACCUUUAUGAUUUUGUAGGAGGGGGUGAGGGGAAACGGGCCCCUUUUUUUCAACAGGCAAGCCACAGAGCAACUGAAAGGCGCUUGAUGGCCCCGGCUCUUCCCCGCGUCCGCACCCCCCUUUUGGUGUGUCAACCCUCCACCUCUUUUAAUUAGCUCAACUGUCAUUUUGUUUUAAUCUUUGUUUUGUUUUGGCUAAAUUAGAUAAAGUUUAAGUACAUUCAUCCA
Pogona vitticeps (central bearded dragon) is the source of this 1318-nucleotide messenger RNA. The record is from RefSeq and is a predicted model, not a curated record. Lineage: Eukaryota; Metazoa; Chordata; Lepidosauria; Squamata; Agamidae.